This is a messenger RNA of Pecten maximus, 1811 nucleotides long. RefSeq names its product homeobox protein CDX-1-like. Gene Ontology annotation, molecular function: RNA polymerase II transcription regulatory region sequence-specific DNA binding; DNA-binding transcription factor activity, RNA polymerase II-specific. Gene Ontology annotation, cellular component: nucleus. The coding region runs from base 292 to 1278 and encodes 328 amino acids. The record is from RefSeq and is a predicted model, not a curated record. NCBI's taxonomy places the organism in Eukaryota, Metazoa, Mollusca, Bivalvia, Pectinida, Pectinidae. Gene Ontology annotation, biological process: regulation of transcription by RNA polymerase II; cell differentiation; anterior/posterior axis specification. The transcript has 2 exons.
GAUGAGAACAGGUGUAUGACAACACAGGAGUAGAUGAGCUCAUAUAAAUAACACUGGACAAAUUAACUGUUUGUAAAUCAAAAUCGGCCAAAAAUUGGGACUUAUUUCGGAUACAUUUGGUAGAACCUGUGUUAUCAGUCUAAAAAAAAAUCUGUGGAGACAACAUAUCUUGUUGUCCCUGUAUAUUAGAACCAGGACGUAACUUCACUGUGUAUUCCGUCUGGACUGAUUCAAUCUACGUGAUCAAACACAGGCUGUUGGGGUGUUUAGGACUAGUUUCUGGGUGUUACAAUGCCUGUACUUUGCCAGGAAAAUAACAUGUUUCCAACCGGUCGCCAUCCCUCCCCCGUCACCAACUAUACAUACGGACAUUUCCCUGGGUACCAGGGCACCCAGUACACUUCACAGACCCAGGACUUUUCUCAGUAUGUGGAUCCUAACACGGCAUUACAACAACAGUACACGUACGGGGUGACGGGAUCUAGCCCGUCCAUGGCCCGACCCCAGGGGAUGGACGAAUGGAUGAACUAUUCUGGGAUGCCGACAACCACAACCUCCUCCUACAGUCCACAGUCAAUGCACUAUUCGUACCGCCCCGGGGGUAUGGAUUACAACCAACACCAGGCUCCCUUGCCCCAGGGGAAUCAGACCCUUACGAUCCUGGGGAGUUCCCCCCAGUCCGAGGGGUCCCCCACCUCCACCACUUCCUCCGGGAGUUCCGGGUCGCCGUCCAAUAAGCAGCUCAGACCCCCAUUCGACUGGAUGAAGAAAGCCUCUUACACGACUAGUACUCCAAGUGCAGGAAAGACUCGAACCAAGGACAAGUACCGCGUGGUGUAUAGUGACCACCAGCGCCUGGAGUUGGAGAAAGAAUUCCACUACAGUCGGUACAUCACAAUCCGCCGGAAGUCCGAACUGGCCCAGACCCUAGCACUGUCCGAACGCCAGGUCAAGAUCUGGUUUCAAAAUCGUCGCGCCAAGGAGAGGAAGCAAAACAAGAAACGUGAGGAUGGCGGGAAAUCAUCAACGGAAGUAGGUCUCCACAAUGAGGCUAUGGGUGAAGUUCAGGGUAUGUCACUUCCGCUGAACAAUAUACACAUCAAGUCCGACCCCAGCGACGACUACUGCCAGUCCACCACACACAUGCAGGACCAAGGCCAAGGUCACAUGGUUCAUCCGACCUCACCACUCCACGUGAACACAACACGCGAUACGUCACCACUGCACGUGCCCACGAUAAAAAUGGACCCAAGUGAACUUGUGACGCAACAUGCGUGAUGACAGUGUACUGGAUAUUAAUUGUGCAAUUUUACUUUACUGUCCAUCAGGAUCGCCUCUGGGAGUUCACAAUGAUCAUUGAACUGGACAGCGUUUGUGAACAAGACAACCAUAAGUGAACUAGUAAGCUAGAAACCCGAUGUGAACUAGACAAACCCAUGGUCAAACAUUCAUGACGAGGGUGAUUUAUUUUGAGGGGUUGUUGGUGAAUGCAGAAUACUCGGUGUACAUACGGCUGUAGCUCGGAAUAUUAAUAAUAUAUUAUUGUACAUAUCAUUGACAUAUAUACAUGCAUUUGUUUAAAUGACGUCAUCCAAACACGUGACUUUGGAAAUGUGAAUAAAGUACUAUGUUAUGUAAACCGGAAGUGAUAGUUUAUUGUGUAUGUAAACAAACUUACAUUUUUACAAUCGUACCAGAAUGAAGAUUAUAUGAUGGGUGGAUGAAUGGAUGGAUUAAUAGGUGGAUGAUUGGGUGAUAUUUAAUAUGUUUUCUUCAUUUGUUGAUCAUGCAAUAAACUUAAUUAUAUGAAA